Molecule: messenger RNA, 1577 nt
Organism: Panicum virgatum (switchgrass)
Lineage: Eukaryota; Viridiplantae; Streptophyta; Magnoliopsida; Poales; Poaceae
Exons: 2
Coding region: 246-938 (230 amino acids)
Molecular function (GO): protein binding
Source: RefSeq, a predicted model, not a curated record
ACUUGACCUUCAAAUUUCACCCUAAACUGUUAAACAAGAUAUAUUUUUACCCUAAUCUUUACUCGUACGAUGCUGUUCAAAUAAUUACACCGUGGUUUUGGUCUGCGAGUGACCCCAGGAGCUUGCUUGCAUGUUUUUACUGCCCUCUGCUCGAUCUGAGACGUCGCUCGUCGAUCCGAUGGUCGCCCGCACGCCUGCAUCCCUUCCCCAAACCAGUCCCCGAGCAGAACCGGGCCCAGAACGCGAUGCCUCCCCGCCGCGCGCCGCCGCUCGCCGGCGCCCUCCCGCGCGUCCUUCGCGGCAUCUGCACCGCCGCGCCGCCGCCAUCCAAACCCCCGCCCGAACCGCUCUCCCGGUCUGAGCUCGACGCCAUCUCUGCGCUCCUCCCGCGGCUCCUCUCCGCUGGCCACGUCCCCGCCGCGGGGCGCCUCCUCUCCGCCGUGCUCCUCCUCCCGGGCUCCCUGGAGCGCCUCCCUCUUCCGGCCCUCGCCGCGCACCUCGCCUCGCUCCCGACCCUCUCCGAGGCCUUCGCUCUCCUCACCGCGCUCCGCCACCACCCGGCCCGCCCCUCGCCGCUCCCGCUGGCGUCGCCGCUGCUCGACAGCCUCCUCUCCCGGCGCCGCGCGCGCGACGCGGCCUCCGUGCUGCGGUGGCUCUGCCGCCCGGACUCCCCGCGCCGGCCCGACGCCGCCACCUACGCUGCUGCCGUCGCGGGGCUCUGCCGCCUCGAGGACCCCAGGGGCGCGCUCGGCGCGCUCAGGGAGAUGGCCGCGGACGGGUUGCAGGCCUCGCCUGAGCUGCGGGAGGCGGUGCGGGACGCGAUGCUGCAGGACGCCAGGAUCGAGGAGGCGUGGGCGCUGGAGGAGGCGAUGCGGUUGCCGGAGAUCGGCAAGGUUGUGGAGCUGGUCGACAAACUUCUUUCGGAGUGGGAACCCUGAGCCUUUCAGGAGGAAGAGCAAUGCAUGGUUGGUGCUUCCCUGUGUUGGAUGCAAACGUGAGAAAUUUUCAAUAUGCGUUGACCUAGAGUUGAUGGCAACGUUUAGUGCUAAUGAAUUUGUAGCUUGAAUAAAAUCUGAUGAGACAGCCAUCUGCCAGUUUGUAUUGGAAUUGGAUGGUUAUUCAGUACCAAGAACUCAAUGUUGCCAUGCAGGAGAGCACAAUUCGCUAAAACAAUGUUGCAAGACUUGAUUGGAUAGAUCAAUGUGCAUACAAUUGGGCAAAGGUCAUUUCUGGAGUGGUUUUGGUAUUGGAUUAUUUGCAAUGUCGAUGUCCAUGAGAUGUGAUGAGCUGGAAGAGAUGAUUGAUCUGCACAAGUUCCAUAUUCAGAACACAGGACAGAUUUCGCCUGAACAGAUUUCUACCUAAGAUGGCAGAGAUGCCAUUGGGCGUAUUUAAAAAUUAGGAUAUGUAUCUAAGCAGAUUUAGAAAGGCAGAUUUUUUUUUCUUGUGCUUUGCGUUCCGAUGGCAAUUGGAUUUGAGUUUUGAAUUUUGACUGAAAACAUAGUAUAAUUACCUCAGGCAUAAAAAUUACACAUGGGGUCUUGGUAUCAACAUCGAAUUCAGUGCUAUUUGCAUAA